Camellia sinensis is the source of this 1572-nucleotide messenger RNA. The record is from RefSeq and is a predicted model, not a curated record. NCBI's taxonomy places the organism in Eukaryota, Viridiplantae, Streptophyta, Magnoliopsida, Ericales, Theaceae.
UUCAAUCAGAGACCACUCUUUGUUUCUUUCUCAUCUCUCAAAAACUCAUCUUUUUUUGUCAUCUUCUAGUGUUAAUGGUAUAUUCUUUCAUAUAUUUAGGCUCCCAAAUAUCAAAGAUAUGUCUGGUUUAAGUGCUGAUGAUGCAAUUUCAAGCGUUGUGAUCGAAUCAUGCCAUUGCUUUUCACUAGCUGAGAUACAAUCAAUGACCAACAAUUUUAAUGAAGAACUAGUUAUUGGGAUGGACGGAUUUGGUAAGGUAUAUAAGGGGUUCAUUGAUAACGGUGCUACAAUUGUUGCCAUAAAGAGGUUGAAAGCAGAGUCCAAUCAAGGUGUAGAGGAGUUCUGGAAUGAGGUCAAGAUGUUGUCUAACCUCCGACACACUCAUCUUGUUGCUCUGAUCGGCCAAUGCAACGACUGCCAAGAAAUGAUCCUUGUUUACGAAUAUGCGGCUCGUGGGACCCUAGCCAAUCAUCUCUAUAAUAGAAGUAGAAACCAAACUGAAAUUAGUACUUUUCAUCUCACAUGGGAGUGGAGGCUCAACAUUUGCAUUGGUGCAGCACGAGGGUUAGACUACAUUCAUACUGGUACUGAUCAAAGUUACAUACACCGAGAUGUGAAGACUACAAACAUUCUGUUGGACAAGAAUUGGGUAGCCAAGAUUUCAGAUUUUGGGCUGUCUAAAGGCACUACAAGCAAUUCAGCAACCCACGUUAGCACGAGAGUCAAAGGUACAUUUGGGUAUUUGGAUCCAUAUUAUUUCUAUACCCACAGACUAACCAAGAAAUCUGAUGUGUAUGCCUUUGGUGUGGUGUUGUUGGAAAUGCUUUGUGGGAGGCCGCCUGUGGAUGAAAGACUCGAGGAGGAGGAAAUUAGUUUAAUCCUUUGGGCUCAACAAUGCAUUAAAAAGGGAAAUGUUGAUCGAAUCAUUGGUCCCUCAUUAAGUGGACAAAUAACACCACAGAGUCUAAAGUAUUUUGUAGAAGUUUCCUACAAUUGUUUACAUAAUCGUCCAAAGGAAAGGCCUACAAUGGCUGAAGUGGUGGGGACUCUUGAUCUCGCAUUGGUGUCACAACGUAAAGGAAGAACAGAAGGAAUAAUUGGAAAAGUAUUUAAGGGUAUUGCAAUUAUGUCAAAAGGUAUGAAUCAUUGGUGGAGGGAGAAAAAUGAAGACAGUUCUCAUAGUGGACUGUCAAAGGAUUUGUUUUGGGAACCACUUUCAGAUGGUUUUACCCGAUCACACUGUCAUUUCUCACUUGAUGAGAUUCGAGCGGCUACAAAUGAUUUCAAUGAGGGACUUUUGAUUGGAAAUGAUAUGUUUAAAAAUGUGUACAAAGGUUGCGUAGAUGGGGAAUCUAGUAUUGUUAUGAUCAAAAGGUUCAGUGCCUUGGCAUUGCGAAAUUGGAAAGAAGUUAGGGCUAACAUUGAGGUACACCCCUGCUCGAGAAUCACCCCACAUAGGCCCCGUUUGGUAGAGAUGUGGGAAAAUAAUUAUAAAUUAUAGCUUAACAGAUUAUAACUUACAACUGUGGACAUAAGCUGGUAACCUGUUUGGUGCAACUGUGGGAUUAUGGA